CAACAAAUUAAUUUUAAAAAUUUAAAAAUCAAAAUGAUAUUUGCCUCAAAAGAGGUUGUAAUUUGCUUUUAUCAAUAUUAUUUUGAGAUUUUCUUUCUAAUUUUCUUUAAUAUUUUCUUUUUCUGUUCCUGAAAAAAGUCCCUUUAAAAAUCACAAAAUCAAGAAAAAGAAGAAAGAGACGGCUUACGUGUACGAUUAAAUCCCCGGAUUCGCAUUGCCACUCUCAGGGCUGCAGAGCCACAACCGAUCUGAUCUCACGCUCUCUCUCCUGUCUUGUCACACACUACGUUCUGUUUAAAGUCCUCUCACCGUCAAAAUGUCUUCCCAACGCAUAGAUUCUCCCGAAAAUCUCUCCAUCAUUCUCAUUGGCCUCCCCUUCCUCUCUAAUUCUGUUUCCUAAAAUCCCCCUUCACAUAGCACUUAACCUCUCCCACUCCCCCCAAACACGCUCGUCAUUAUCUCCUUUUCUAAAAUUUGCUCUUAUUCCUCUAGGGUUUUUUUUUUUUUUUUAACUUGUUGAUGGCAUUUUCUUAAUCGAUGGCGGCGAGUUCCGGAGGUUUCGCGACUCAGCUCGAGUUCAAGCUCUUCACGCUCCAUGUCUACCAUGGAUUGGCACCGAGUAAAAGAAUUCUGUGUGAUCGACUCACUAUGUUGAGUCGAGUCAGUUGCUGCUGCUCCGACUCGGUGGUACAGAUCCGGAGAGCCAGCGGCUCAGGCAAGAGCAAUGAGAAGACGGAGGACUGGCGGUUCGACUCCAAGAAAAGCCCUCACAGGGUGCGAGUCCAGGCCUCUCCUGCAAUGCCGUUUACUUCGGCUCAAUCUCGAUUUCCUUCCAAACAAGAAAAGUUCUACCCUCGGUGCACUUCCAGAAAUUCUGGUCCUCAGCCUCGUGAUACUCCACCAAAAAGAGACACUGGUAUUGCAAAUGAGAAGGACUGGGACAUUAGCUUGUUAAAUGAGAAUGUUAAUGAGUCUGGUACAAAUGAAGAUGGCAGUAUGUGGUAUCGGGAAAGUGGGGAGGACCUUGGUGAAAAUGGAUACCGGUGUAGAUGGACGAGGAUGGGUGGUAAAUCCCAUGAUGGUUCCUCUGAAUGGAAGGAAACGUGGUGGGAGAAAAGUGACUGGAGUGGAUACAAAGAGCUAGGUGUUGAGAAAUCAGGAAGAAAUGCUGAAGGAGACUCAUGGUGGGAAACAUGGCAAGAAGUGCUUCAUCAAGAUGAAUGGAGUAAUUUAGCAAGGAUAGAGAGGAGUGCUCAGAAGCAAGCAAAAUCAGGCACUGAAAAUGCUGGUUGGUAUGAGAAAUGGUGGGAGAACUAUGAUGCUAAAGGCUGGACAGAAAAAGGGGCACAUAAGUAUGGUAGACUGAAUGAACAGUCAUGGUGGGAGAAGUGGGGAGAGCAUUAUGAUGGAGGUGGAUCUGUUCUUAAAUGGACAGAUAAAUGGGCUGAGACUGAAUUGGGAACUAAAUGGGGAGAUAAGUGGGAAGAGAAGUUCUUUGCUGGCAUAGGUGCACGUCAAGGGGAGACAUGGCAUGUAUCUCCAAGUAGCGAACGUUGGUCAAGAACAUGGGGUGAGGAGCAUUUCGGGAAUGGGAAAGUACACAAAUAUGGGAAGAGCACAAGUGGUGAAAGCUGGGAUAUAGUUGUUGAUGAGGAGACGUAUUACGAGGCUGAACCUCAUUAUGGAUGGGCGGAUGUGGUGGGCGACUCAAGCCAGUUGCUAACGAUCCAACCUCGGGAGAGGCCGCCUGGUGUUUGCCCAAACCUUGAUUUUGGGUCCUCACAACGUCAAGAUGAUGAUGAACCUGACGUUCCUCCCAGCUCACAAUGAGGAGACCGUAUCUUUUUGUCCCCAUUUUUUGUUGUAGGUGGUUUAAAUCAAUUUAUCUUAAUCAUAUAUUGGUUGGAAUUUGUGUAACGGAACAUUUUGCAUUACUGCUGUUCGAUUUAUUCGUUCUUUUCAGUGCGUGGCGAUUGUGCCGAGAUAAAUCUUUUUUUUUUAAAAUGCCGGAGGGAUAUAUUUUACAUUCAAAGAGUAAUCAUCUUAAAAAUGUUGCUUUGUUAAGGGGUUGUAAUAAAGUAUGUUAAGGAAAAUUAGGUUGGAUUUGACAAAAAAUAUUGGCUGGUGUCAGUGUAAGCGAAGGUGCCACGUGUAUAUUUAACAAUAUUGGGCUUCCAAGAAUUUUACGGAAUCUGUUAUUCAGGACUUCAACCACAUGGGUCGACUACGGGCCUUGGACAUUGGGGGGUACAUUGAAGUCCAUGGAUAUCUAUAAUUAGUAUCAUGGGCACAUAGAUAUCCAUGGGCCAUUGACCCAACAUAGGCCCAUGAUACCUACGAUUCGGGUUCAAUAGAAGCCCAUAAAGACAUUCACUGAAAUUAUAUUUGGGCAUCGUUUGGGUCAAAGUUGGGCUCGAUCUAGGCCUUAGUAUGUCGAUAAUCGCUCUAGAGAACUUUUAAGAGAACGUUUGUCAAUUUGUGCCUCAUGUUUUUUGGCCCAACUAGUGCAUUAAUGGGUCAAUAUUUAGUGGAAACUUAAGCCCAUCUGGGUCAACGUGGGUUUAAUUCUGCGCCCAAGAUUAAGCUUCAUGAUAACAAAGUUGGGCCUAAGUUUCAAAGUUUCAUCUAAACUUGGACCUUUGGUCAUAAUUGGACCCAAAAUUGUGACUUAGUUAAAAUUUGGGCAAAGCUAGCUUUUUGGGUAGCCUCAUAUUGGGGCCCUAACUAGUUCAUUAAUGGGUCCAUGUUUGGUGGAAACUUAAGCAAUUUUGGGUCACCUGGGCUUAAUUGUAAAAAAUUGGGCCAUAGUUGGGUCUGUGUCUAAAAGUGAGCUUAAUUUUAGGCCCAUGUUUGGGCUUCAUUGUGGCGAAGUUGAUCCCUUGGUUGGGCCUAAGUUUUAACGUUGCAUCUAAGUUUGGGCCUGAGGACAUAAUUUUACCCCUAUGGGACUUAAAGUUGGCCGCGGUUAGGUUUUUGGGUUGCCUCUUGUAUUUGGGCCCAAACUAGUGCCAUUUGGUAAAAAGUUAAGCCCUUCUAAGUUAGCUUGGGCACAAUUUUGGACUAAUAUUUGGGCUUCUUUGUAAAUAAAUUGGCCUCGUAGUAGGGCUUCUGUUUAAAAGUUUCACUCAAUUGGGCCCUGGGUCGUAAUUGGACCCCAAAUUGUGACUGUAAAGUUGGGCUAUCUAGCUUUUGGGUUGUGGGGCCUACAAAAGCCUAAUUUGCAUAUCCCCAUAUCCAAACUAGGAGCCCAAACUGUACAUCUCCUUAGCCCAACUAGGAUCCCAAACAGCCUAUCGCCUUAGCCCAAUAAUUAAUUCUUACAAAGUUACUAACGAGUAUUGGGCCCAAACUUUAAUGCCCAAAAUUGUGACACUCAACCUGUAUUUGUCCCUAACAAUGUAUUUCAACUAAUGGAAAUGAGCCGAACGAUAAUCUCAAAAAACAAUAUUUGUUUAUAUUGUUUAUACACUAAAA
Durio zibethinus is the source of this 3474-nucleotide messenger RNA. Its product is annotated as protein EARLY STARVATION 1, chloroplastic-like. NCBI's taxonomy places the organism in Eukaryota, Viridiplantae, Streptophyta, Magnoliopsida, Malvales, Malvaceae. Gene Ontology annotation, cellular component: chloroplast stroma; starch grain. Gene Ontology annotation, molecular function: starch binding. The record is from RefSeq and is a predicted model, not a curated record. Gene Ontology annotation, biological process: starch metabolic process; regulation of starch metabolic process.